GUGUGUGUGUGUGUGUGUGUGUGUAUCUUCGUGUGUGUGUGUGUGUGUGUGUGUGUGUGUGUGUGUGUGUGUGUGUGUGUGUGUGUGUGUGUGUGUGUGUGUGUAGUUGAACUCUUCCUGGUUCAGUCUGUUGUUAUCUCAGGCUUCACUUGGAUUCUUCUCCCGGUUGUUUUUCUCCGGUGUCUCGGUCAUGACGUCAGUAAACUAACAGCUGGACGUUAAACCGGCCGGAAGGAGAAACUUGUUGUUAGCAGCAACUCUGAAGUUAGCCGACUGCUAGCUGUAGGAGCCCUGUCGUUAACAGGAUGUUUGCGUCCUGCUGCGGCUGGUUGUGUGAGGACUCGGCUGAUGAGUCUGAGGUGGUGGAGCGAGGUCAUCAGUCCUACACGAACUCGGCCUUCAGCAGUCAGCCGUCUCCUCCUCCUCAUGAACACACCUGUAAGGCCUGCGGGGGGCGCUUUGACACACCAGCCAAGAAGCAUGUGUGUGUGGACUGUAAGAAGAACUACUGCAGCCGCUGCUCCGCCCAGCUGGAGCCCCGGCCCCGCCUCUGUCACACCUGCCAGCGUUUCUACGGCAACCUGCUGGAACGGGCAGGGCUUAUGAAGCUAAAAGUGAAGGAGCUCAGGGACUACCUGCACCUGCACGAGGUCUCCACCCACCUGUGCAGAGAGAAGGAGGAGCUGGUGGAGCUGGUCCUCAGUCAGCAGUCUUCACCCUCCAGCGAGUCCACCCCUGACAUCCCCGACACCCACCCUCCCGCUGUGACUCCUGAACCCACCAACCUGACCCCUGACAUCUCCACCUCGACUCCGGACCCCCCUACACCAACACCCAAUCCUAACCCCCCUACUGCACAACCUGAUGCCCCACCCACAGAGACGGCUCCUGCUGAUGCAGACAUUGAAGACGAAGACCAGAUCUGGGACCCCGAGGAGCCCCCGGUUUCAGGGCGCAGGGCGUCUCUGUCAGACCUGAGCUGUCUGGAAGACAUCGAGGCUCUCAGCGUCCGACAGCUGAAGGAAAUCCUCGCCAGGAACUUUGUCAACUACAAAGGCUGCUGUGAGAAGUGGGAGCUGAUGGAGAGAGUCAGGAGGCUGUACCAGGACCAGCAGAACCUGCUAGCUGCCAACGUGGCGAACGCUUCAGAGUCGGGUGAAGGGACAGCAGCGUCGGGUCUGGAGGAGAACCUCUGUAAGAUCUGCAUGGACUCUCCCAUCGACUGCGUCCUGCUGGAGUGUGGUCACAUGAUCACCUGCACCAAGUGCGGCAAGAGGAUGAGCGAGUGUCCGAUCUGCCGUCAGUACGUCGUCCGAGCCGUCCACGUCUUCCGCUCCUGACGCUCCAGGACCGACUCUCUCCCACCAAUAAAUGGAAAUCCUCGUGAAGGGACCUUCUACAGCAACUCAACAUGUUUAUAUUUUGUUUAGUGUGAAGAAUAUAAGAAGUGACCUUAGUGACCUUCAGAGCUGCUGUCUGACCUUCAG
This is a messenger RNA of Labrus mixtus (cuckoo wrasse), 1487 nucleotides long. RefSeq names its product ring finger and FYVE-like domain containing E3 ubiquitin protein ligase (gene rffl). Lineage: Eukaryota; Metazoa; Chordata; Actinopteri; Labriformes; Labridae. Gene Ontology annotation, molecular function: ubiquitin protein ligase activity. The coding region runs from base 306 to 1340 and encodes 344 amino acids. Gene Ontology annotation, biological process: proteasome-mediated ubiquitin-dependent protein catabolic process; negative regulation of extrinsic apoptotic signaling pathway via death domain receptors; protein K48-linked ubiquitination. The record is from RefSeq and is a predicted model, not a curated record. The transcript is spliced from 8 exons. Gene Ontology annotation, cellular component: plasma membrane; cytoplasm.